CUCCACACACCCACAUGUACUAUACUAAAGGAACCAAAAUAAAGUCGACCCUUAGAGAACAGAUAUCUUUCUCCUGAGCUUAUAGCUAGAUUAUUAAAGAGUUGCUAGCCAUGUGUUCCAGACUACUACAGUGGAUGCCACAAGGAGGGAGAGCUUUGAACCGGCUCUACUCUUCCCCUGUGGUGACUGUUCCCAACAUCACUAACGAGCCUAUACUGAACUUUGCUCCGGGAUCCAAAGAAAGGAACGAUGUUAUCAAGGCACUUGAAGAGCUACGGACGGAGGUGGAGGAGAUUCCUUGUGUGAUAGGAGGACAAAAGAUCUUCACAGGGGACAUCAAGAAACAAGUCUCACCGUACGACCAUCAACGAGUCGUGGCCCACUAUCAUCAUGCAAGCAAGGAGCACAUCCAACUAGCCAUCGAUGCCGCCAUGGCUGCCAGGAAAGAAUGGGAGAGAACACCCUUUGAACACAGAGCUGGUAUAUUCUUAAGAAUGGCGGACCUCCUGGCCACUAAGUAUCGCCCUAUGGUAAUCGCCACUACCAUGGUGGGGCAGGGCAAGACAGUCCUUCAGGCUGAGAUUGACGCGGCUUGUGAGGUUAUCGACUUCUUCAGAUUUGCCGUGCUUUACGCUGCAGAGAUGUAUGGGGACCAGCCCAAACACCACUCCCCCAACACGUGGAACAGAAUCGAGUAUCGUGGAAUGGAAGGCUUCGUGGCAGCCGUUACUCCGUUCAACUUCACAGCCAUUGGAACCAACCUCAGCAUGACCCCGACACUCAUGGGCAAUGUGUCUGUUUGGAAGCCAUCCAACACCGCCAUUCUCUCGAACUACUUUGUGUUCAAGGUCUUCCAAGAAGCUGGCAUGCCGGACGGUGUGUGCAACUUUGUGCCCACCACUGGUCCUAACUUCGGUGACACCAUUACGGCCUCUCCCCACCUCGCUGCUGUCAGCUUCACCGGGGGAACAGAUACUUUCACCCACCUCUGGAAGCAGGUGGCGGACAAUGUAGGAGUGUACAGGACGUUCCCUCGUUUGGUUGGAGAGUGUGGGGGCAAGAACUAUCACCUGAUACACCCCAGUGCUAAGGAGGAUACUGACUCUAUUGCGUACUGUUCUGUGCGAAGUGCCUUCGAGUACAGCGGACAGAAGUGUUCAGCAUGCUCCAGAAUGUACGUCCCUGAGUCACUGUGGCCCGAGAUUCGUGAUAAGAUGGUUGCUGUGGUGAAGGAGAUGCACGUGCUGUCGGCUGAGGACUUUAGGUCCUUUACCUCGGCUGUCAUCGACGCCAAGUCCUUCAAGAACAUCAAGGGAUACCUCGACUUUGCUCACUCUUCGUCAGAUUGCAACGUCCUAGUGGGAGGGAACGCUGAUGACAGCGUUGGCUACUUUGUGGAGCCCACCAUUGUCCAAGUGACUGACCCCAAGAACAAACUGAUGGAAGAGGAGAUCUUUGGACCAGUUCUCACCGUUUAUGUCUAUCCUGACAAAGACACUGACGCUGUGCUUGACUUGGUGGACAACACUUCCCCCUAUGGUCUCACUGGGUCAAUCUUCUCACGUGAUCGGGCCUACGUGGAGAAGGUGAUGCGAGAGUUGAGACAGUCAGCUGGCAACUUCUACAUUAAUGACAAGUCCACUGGAUCUGUGGUUGGGCAGCAGCCGUUCGGAGGAGCAAGGCUUUCCGGUACCAACGACAAAGCCGGAGCCCCUCAGUUUGUGCAACGCUGGACUUCUCCCCAGUCCAUCAAAGAGACCACUGUCCCCUAUGCUGACUGGAGUUACCCAAGCGUAGACAAAUAACUAAUAGCAGUAACACAAGGACUGCUUUAUUAACCCAUUCUUCUAUGGACAUUUUUAGGUUUAUGUAGACCAUUUUUGUUUGUUUAUGAAUUAUUUGUGAUCAGGAAAUUACCCUAGCUGGGGAAAGUCCCUGGGAAUUCUCAGCUGUAUUGAAA
Halichondria panicea is the source of this 1960-nucleotide messenger RNA. RefSeq names its product delta-1-pyrroline-5-carboxylate dehydrogenase, mitochondrial-like. Gene Ontology annotation, cellular component: mitochondrial matrix. The transcript is spliced from 15 exons. The coding region runs from base 111 to 1805 and encodes 564 amino acids. The record is from RefSeq and is a predicted model, not a curated record. Gene Ontology annotation, molecular function: L-glutamate gamma-semialdehyde dehydrogenase (NAD+) activity. NCBI's taxonomy places the organism in Eukaryota, Metazoa, Porifera, Demospongiae, Suberitida, Halichondriidae.